UCUGCGCCUGAAUACGGGUGGGAAAGUGGCGGAUGAAUACAUAUAUCCCUCCGCCUCGACGGCACACGGAGAGAUAAGCGACGCCGGAGGAGCUGCAGCGCCCAGACUACGACUCUCACUCCCGCCAGCGACGCCCGCUUAUAACCCCUCCAACAUGGCUGAUCAGCUAACAGAGGAGCAGAUUGCAGAGUUCAAGGAGGCCUUCUCCUUAUUCGACAAGGAUGGAGACGGCACCAUCACCACCAAAGAGCUGGGCACAGUGAUGCGGUCGCUGGGGCAGAACCCCACAGAGGCGGAGCUCCAGGAUAUGAUAAACGAAGUGGAUGCUGAUGGCAAUGGAACCAUAGACUUCCCAGAGUUCCUGACCAUGAUGGCCAGAAAGAUGAAGGACACGGACAGUGAGGAGGAGAUCCGUGAGGCCUUCCGGGUAUUCGACAAGGAUGGAAAUGGCUAUAUCAGCGCUGCAGAGUUGCGCCACGUUAUGACGAACCUCGGGGAGAAGCUCACAGAUGAGGAAGUGGACGAGAUGAUUAGAGAAGCGGACAUCGAUGGGGACGGUCAGGUGAACUACGAAGAAUUUGUACAGAUGAUGACCGCAAAGUGAAGCUUCCUGUCCUCUCCUGCCCUCUUAGAAGAAAACAAAAAAAUCUAAUGUUUUAUUUACCUCUUGGGGAAAAAGAACAUACAUUUACUCAUAAUGUUUCUGUACAGAAAAUAAUUGAAUGUUGAAAUAAAAAUAACCUUCUGUCCACAGAGAUUAAAAAAGAAAUCAGCUAUUCUGCAUGAAAUGGUUAGUGAUCCUGUCCCUUACAGAUCAAUCUAGCAUCAGUUAUUAAAACGUUAAAUAACCUGUAACUACCUACAAACGGAAGAAAACAAGCAUUUGGCGAACUCCUACAGUUCCAUUUGCUCUUGUUGCUGUUUGGGCUGGCCAUCUUUUCUCUCUUCUCUGUUUUUCUGUUCUUCAUGCAUGCAGUCUGAGACUGGAGCUCCUUCCUCUGCCAGUCUGAGCGUGCUCUUUCCACUGAAGUGUCGUAAUGCCCGUUGGUUCUGUUUUUUGUAUUUUUGAAAGGAACCUGGAAUAAAAGCAGGUUCUGAUACAAGCAGAUGGUGGAAUGGGACUUUUAUUGUAUGGCGGGGAUAGAAAAUAAUAAAUAUAAAUGAAAAAAAAUACAAAAAUGACAAAAAUCUUAAACGUUUGGCAUGGUUUAGGUUUCUAGUGAUUUUGUUUGUUCAUUUCAGUUCUUUGUGUUUAUUUUUCCCUCGGAUGGUGGUCUCCUGUGUGGGCCGUCCCUUUCUGGAGGAGAUAAGGCGUGAUAAGAGUGCAUUAUGGUGGUUUCUGAAGUUUGGGGAAGCGAGGGAUGGGGGGCUCUCUCUGUCUCUCCGUUUCUCUUUCUGCCUGGUGAUGGCGUUUUGCUGACCGAGUUUCAGCUCAAGUCUUCACUGUUAAUCUGAGUUCAGUUUACAUUCAUUCCAACUUGUAUGUGCUACUCGUAAUUUUUUUUUUCUUUUUUUUUUUUUCAAAUAAAAAAUGACCAUGAACUUAAAAA
Messenger RNA from Pygocentrus nattereri (red-bellied piranha), 1550 nucleotides. RefSeq names its product calmodulin 1b (gene calm1b). Gene Ontology annotation, molecular function: calcium ion binding. The transcript is spliced from 6 exons. Bases 155 to 604 code for a protein of 149 amino acids. Lineage: Eukaryota; Metazoa; Chordata; Actinopteri; Characiformes; Serrasalmidae. The record is from RefSeq and is a predicted model, not a curated record.